Messenger RNA from Plasmopara halstedii, 615 nucleotides. RefSeq lists its product as uncharacterized. The record is from RefSeq and is a predicted model, not a curated record. Bases 1 to 615 code for a protein of 204 amino acids. NCBI's taxonomy places the organism in Eukaryota, Oomycota, Peronosporomycetes, Peronosporales, Peronosporaceae. The transcript has a single exon.
AUGAAGCUUCUAUCUCUGCUCUUUCUUGCCAUUGCUACAACGGCUGCAGAUGAAACGAACCAAACGCGAUCAAAUGUAUCUAGACUGCCGAAUGAGCCAGCGCAACCAAACGAUUCAUCGCAGUCAAGCGCUCAACCGCAGACAAAUGCUACUUCGCCAUCGAAUAUUUUAUCAUCAAAUGGUUCCUCGCUAUCAGAAGCGGCACCUGAAUCAACUUCGACAACUUCUUUAAUACCAACCUCGGACUCUAAUAUGACGCGGACGUCGUCUGUGGGUUCGAACAUAGACGCUGGUGAGACUUCAAUGGAUUGGGACGUAACUGGAUCUGAAGAAAAUGGCACGUUCGAUUUUGCCGCGUCCAGGUCUGCCGCGUCAAACAGCUCCGACGAUGUAGAUGUGGGCGAUUCCAUGAGCGUUUCAAGCGGCUCGGAGGAUCUUAAUUUUGUAAGCGAUGAUAUGUCUGGCAACGAAUUCAGCAACAGCGACUUUGGGUCUUACGACGCCGAGAGUGCCACCUCAGAAUCUACCGCAGGCUCGAGCUCUGCUGUCUGUGUUCAUAUGAUGAAAUUGUAUGCUUCAAUGUCAAUAGCGUUAGUCAUUGGAGCUCUCAUCUGA